Racocetra persica is the source of this 363-nucleotide messenger RNA. The record is from the annotation of a GenBank genome assembly. Lineage: Eukaryota; Fungi; Glomeromycota; Glomeromycetes; Diversisporales; Gigasporaceae.
AUAUCAUAUGGUCCGUUUUCAGUAGAUAACGAAAACCACGUCGGGGAGGAUUUUACUAGGUUGGCAAAGUUCGGAAAUGAUGCAUUAAAUCAUUUUUAUUUUUUUGUAAAGAAACUUCAGGAAAACGAACAAAUGAUUAAACUAUUAGAUGACUUAAAAAUCAUUUUACUGUGGACCGUUUCGAAAAAUGGUACCAUAUCUAACGGUCAAGUUACCGAUUAUAAUGUGCGAUCUUCUCUAAUUAUUAAAAGUAUUCAAAUAAUUAGUAUGGUCAAUGACAUGGUAAAACGAAGACAGUUACUAGAAGAAACAAAAAUAAGUGAUGAUGAUACUGUAACUUCUGUUUUCACGCCUGAAAGCUGA